Agrilus planipennis (emerald ash borer) is the source of this 2419-nucleotide messenger RNA. RefSeq lists its product as uncharacterized. The transcript is spliced from 3 exons. Lineage: Eukaryota; Metazoa; Arthropoda; Insecta; Coleoptera; Buprestidae. The record is from RefSeq and is a predicted model, not a curated record. Gene Ontology annotation, cellular component: nucleus. The coding region runs from base 188 to 2050 and encodes 620 amino acids. Gene Ontology annotation, molecular function: DNA binding.
UGAAGGAGCCAAGCUUUGAAAGAGCCACCUGCAUUAUUUCGGUAGCUUAAGAACGAAUUUGGUUGGUAAUAUUAUUUUUAAGUGGCAACACUGAUUUCCCAUCACCCAUAAACGUUUGAUAGUUCGCCGAAACCAACGGACACCUGUACAUCAAGUUAAAGUUUUUGACACUAAAAAAAAUUACAUUAUGGAGAAACCUGGUUCAGAAAAACGAAAAAGACCCGAAAAAGAGGCAAUCGAAGAAGCAGUCAGUGAAGUUUUGCAGAAAGGUCAGUCCAUAAACAAAACUGCACUUGCCUUAAAUAUAUCGAGGGCUUAUUUAGCUAAAAUAGUUAAAAAAGUAAAAGCUUCUGGUGAAUUAUCUUAUAAACACUGUCCUAAUAUAGGGAAUAAGCGUAUUUUUACAAGAGACCAGGAGAAUAUGCUCGCAGAUUAUUUAAAGACGGCUUCUAAAAUGUGCUAUGGCCUAACUAGGCAGCAAACUAAGAAGCUAGCAUUUGAUUAUGCCAUGGCUGAUGAUAUUUGCCCAGAUAAAUGGAAGGAAAUUGAAACUGCUAGUGACGAUUGGCUCAAAGGGUUUAUGAGCAGACACAAAGACUUAGCUGUGCGAAAACCUGAAAGCACUUCUCUAUCCCGUGCAACAAGUUUUAAUAAAACAAAUGUAAACAACUUUUUUGAGAAACUGACCACUGUUUUACGCAAACACAAUUUUCUUCCCCAUAUGAUUUUUAACGCCGACGAAACAGGCUGCAGCACCGUCACCAAUCCACCUAAAGUGAUAGCCGAAAGAGGUUCAAAACAAAUUGGGCAAGUUACCUCAGGUGAACGAGGAACAUUGGUGACAACUCUGUUCUUUAUUAAUGCUGCUGGUGGUUUCUUACCGCCUAUUUUUGUGUUUCCUAGGGUGAACUACAAAGAUAUUAUGUUAAAUAAUGGUCCACCUGGAGCUCUAGGGUUGGCUCAACCUUCUGGAUGGAUGACUGAAGACUGUUUCGUUAAAGCGCUUGAACACUUUGUGACUUAUAUUAGACCAUCAAAGGAAAAUCCAGCAUUGAUUUUAAUGGAUAAUCACAGCUCUCAUGUGAAUCUCAGAGUGGUUGAAUUUGCCAGACAAAACUCAAUCGUUAUAGUUACAUUCCCGCCGCACUGCAGUCACAAACUGCAACCACUCGAUGUCACUGUAUAUGGCCCUUUUAAAACUAGAUACCGCAUUGCCAUGAAUGAAUGGAUGUUGUCAAACCCUGGUAAAACGGUGACCAUUUAUCAAGUUGGACAAAAUAUAACUCAAGGAUUUUUGAAAACAGGAAUUUAUCCUCUAAAUUCUAAUAUAUUUAAUGAGGAAGAAUUUUUAACUUCAUAUGUGACUGAUAGACCUGAUCCGUCACAGUCAAAAGAUGGCGGUGAGCUAAAAUCGGACAAGGAAAAUAUUGAAACUAACUUAAGAUCUACACCUCCUCCUUCUACAAAAAUAUUUGAAGCAUGCGAAGAAAAUGAGGUUGUAGCAGGCCAGAAUAUCAGAUCAUCUUCCGAUUUAAUCUCUGCCCCUAUGGUUGCGAUUCCAAGUACUUCUAGGCAACAAAUUAUAUCGCCCGAAAUGGUAAGACCAUUUUCUAAAGCAGGGCCAAGACAAAACACGACACGCAAUAAUAGAAAAAUGUCAUCAGCCAUUGUAACUGACACACCCGAAAAGGAAAAAUUAGAAGGGAAAGAGAGUAAUGCAAAAAAAACAAAACUUAAUAUUAAGAAAAUGACUACAAAACAGUCAAUAAAAACUCUUAACAGAAAAUCAAAAAUAAAUCAAGAAAAUUUGGUACUGCAAUAUGAUUCCGAUUCGUCUGACUCUAUCGUAUUGGCUGAAGUAAAAAAAAAAGUUAUUCAAAACAAAGCAAACUGCAAAACAAAUAAAAUUAGUGAAGAUUGCGUUAUAUGCAGCAAACCAUAUAAAAACAGUGAUCAAGAUUGGUUUCAGUGCAAAAUUUGUUCUGGUUGGGCUCACGAAUCCUGUGGUAUUAAGGGGCAAUUUAAUUUCUUUUGCAAUAAGUGCUUCUAAUUUUAAGUAAAUAACAAUAUUCUGUUCCUAAAAAGUCUGAUUAGUUAUCUUAAACUUAAGCAAAUAGAUAGUUAAGAUUUUAAGCUUAAAAUGAGCAAUAUUUUUUUAUUGAAGUUCUUAAAUAUUUAAUGAUGUUUUCAUUUAUAAAAGAUAUUUAUUAUUUUGUUUAUUUUUCGAGACUGUUAUUUAUGAAAAAUAAUCCGCCUCUAAUAAAUAGGUAUGACUGAAUAAUGUUAAGAUAAAGAUGUGUGUUAGAAUUACCUAAAACGACCGAUAGAAUAAAAAAAAUUAUAAAAAUGUUAUUUUGUAUUUAAAAAGAAUUUGUUAGAAAUAUCCUUUUGCUUUUUCCUAAUACUGCAAUGAUUACUA